Molecule: messenger RNA, 483 nt
Organism: Saprolegnia parasitica CBS 223.65
Lineage: Eukaryota; Oomycota; Saprolegniomycetes; Saprolegniales; Saprolegniaceae
Exons: 4
Coding region: 48-404 (118 amino acids)
Source: RefSeq, a predicted model, not a curated record
UCGAUAUUCGCACGACGAAGAAGAAGAACGACCGACGAGACUGCGCCAUGGGCUACCUUUGCUGCAGCAUCUUCUCCUUCGCGGGCGCCAUGUUCCUCCUCUGCCUCGGCGCGCUCCUGCGCCUUCAGCCGCGCUUUAUUCCAAAGGUCAAGACGCCGCAGUCGUCGUCAGAUUCGUGCUUUAUAUCGGCUGGCGUCUAUGGCGUGCUCUGGAUUGUGUGCAUCGUUCUGUGGCGGCGGCAGCUCGCGCGCCUUCGAUGUGCGAGCCUGAAAGAGCCGCUGCCCUCCGAGCUCUUUGGCACGACCAUGUCGUACCACGACUGGGACGAUCCGCUGGAAGAAGUCGCGCCGCUCGUGGACAAGCCCAAGCAGCGACUCAAGCCGCCGUCCAUCCAGCACGCGUAGACAGUCGAUACGAGCCUACUACCUCCUCCAAUCCAGCCUUAUUUGUCCGAUAUGCACCGACACGCAACACAUCGGCAAC